Phytophthora nicotianae INRA-310 is the source of this 288-nucleotide messenger RNA. RefSeq lists its product as hypothetical. Bases 1 to 288 code for a protein of 95 amino acids. NCBI's taxonomy places the organism in Eukaryota, Oomycota, Peronosporomycetes, Peronosporales, Peronosporaceae. The record is from RefSeq and is a predicted model, not a curated record. The transcript has a single exon.
AUGGCGUUCCUGUGUCCAGUAUGCAAUGUAUAUUCGCUCUCAUGGUACAUGCUUCGAGUCUCAUCGUUCUGUGGGAGGCUCUCACUGACAGCGACCACCACCGAUCGUCCUUUGGGUCCCGAUACGCUCACGCCACAAGAUGUGUCAUUUCUAGCUGGGCUUUAUUGGAAGAUAUUGCGGCAAAAAGCGGCACCUGGUGGCUGGAGGAAAGAGCCAUUGAACCAAAGUGACGCUAAGGGCGUGGUCAUGUUUGUCGAGGUCCAGAUGGCCAUGCGGAAGCUUACGUGA